Messenger RNA from Aegilops tauschii subsp. strangulata, 594 nucleotides. The record is from RefSeq and is a predicted model, not a curated record. Lineage: Eukaryota; Viridiplantae; Streptophyta; Magnoliopsida; Poales; Poaceae.
AUGCGCGUGCUCGCCCACCUCGCCGAGCCCGGGGCGACGCGUACAUCCAACAUGCGCAUGAAUGCGGACGGCAAAGAGCUGUGCCCUAUAUAUCUGACAAAACGCCCUCGCCCUACCCCUCUCUCUCCCUCCCCUCAUCCCAACCCUGCGCCGCCGCCCUGCCGCGGCCGCCCCGCCUCGCCGCCCCGCCCCGCUGCGCCGGGCCGCCCGGCCCGCCUUGCUGCCCCAGCUGCCCGUCUCGUCCGCGGCGCCCCGUCCGCGCCGCCUUGCCGCCCCGGACGCCCCGCCUCGCCGCGCAGCCCCGGGCCGCCUCGCCGCCCCGCCCCGCCGCGCCGGGCCACUCCGCCCCGCUGCGCCGCUCCGGCCGCCCGGCCCGCCUCGCCGCCCCGCCUCGCCGCCCUGCCCCGUCGCGCCGGGCCGCUCCGCCCUGCCGCGCCGCUCCGGCCGCCCCGGCCCGCCUCGCCGCCCCGGCUGCCCCGUCCCGUCCGCGGCGCCCAGUCUGCGCCGCCUCGCCGCCCCGGCCGCCUCGCCCCUCUGUGCCGCCCCGCCCUGCCCGGCCCACCCCGCCUCGCCGCCGCGGCCGCUCCAAAGUGA